Euleptes europaea (tarantolino) is the source of this 3036-nucleotide messenger RNA. It is a transcript of the gene TMPRSS15, whose product is annotated as transmembrane serine protease 15. The transcript is spliced from 27 exons. Bases 1 to 3036 code for a protein of 1011 amino acids. Gene Ontology annotation, molecular function: serine-type endopeptidase activity; protein binding. The record is from RefSeq and is a predicted model, not a curated record. Gene Ontology annotation, cellular component: membrane. NCBI's taxonomy places the organism in Eukaryota, Metazoa, Chordata, Lepidosauria, Squamata, Sphaerodactylidae. Gene Ontology annotation, biological process: proteolysis; acrosome reaction.
AUGAAGAACAGAAUUCCACUUAAUAUUUAUGAAAUUCUGUUUGCUGUUCUCUUCAUAAUUUUGAUAUGUGUCUCCACUGUAUUAUUGACACUGCUGUGGCUCAUAAACGAGACAACUCAACAAGGUGGAAACAGUUAUGCAGCCCAAGGAACAUUCACAAUGCUGUCAGGAGCAUCUUUCAGCUUGGCUUUGCAAGACAAAUCAUCGACAGCCUUUAAAAGUCUUGCCUUUGAUGUCCAGCAAAUGGUAGAUGACAUCUUUCAAUCAAGUGAAGUUCAUAACGAGUAUAAGAGAUGUGAGGUUUUGCAGUUCAGAAAUGGCAGUGUUAUUGUGGUAUUCAGUCUCUUCUUUGAACAAUGGUUAUCUGAUGUAAAUAUAAAAAAUGAACUGGCUUUGGGCAUUGAAGGAAAUAAAAGUGUCCAUUUGCAGACUUUCAUCAUUGAUGUGAACAGCGUACAAAAGCUAGAGAAACUCACAACUACCUCCCCUCUCCACACCCCUACUAUAGUGUCUGUGAAGUGUUUACCUCCUGAUGACCUUUGUGCUGAUGGUGUAAGCUGCAUAAAAAGGGACAAAUUUUGUGAUGGAAUACCAGACUGCCCAGAUGGUUCUGAUGAAUACAAGAAAACAUGUGCUACAUCCUGUGAUGGGAAAUUUAUUCUGAUGGACUCCUCUGGGUCUUUUCACUCUAUUAAUUACCCAGAGCCCUAUAUUUCAAACUUGGUUUGCCGAUGGAUUAUACAUGUAAACCAAGGUCUGUCUAUCAAAAUAAACUUCACUUCUUUUGAUACACAACAAUAUGUGGAUACACUAAGCAUUUAUGAAGGCCUCGGUCCAAGAAAGAUUUUACGAGCUUUCCUUUGGGGUUCUAAUCCUGGUACCAUACACAUUUUUUCUAAUAAAGCCACUGUAGAAUUUGCUACAGAUUAUUCUGAAAAUUACAUUGGCUUUAACGCAACAUAUACUGCAUUUAAUACAAGUGAGCUAAACAAUGGUCAGAAAAUUGACUGCAGUUUUGAAGACGGCUUUUGUUAUUGGAGUCAAGAUUUAAAUGAUGAUGAUGAAUGGGAGCGAAUAAAUGGUCCAACCUUUCCUAUAACAUCUGGCCCUGAUUUUGAUCAUACAACUGGCAAUCUCUCAGGGUAUUAUAUUUCGACACCUAGGUUGCUUGGAGGCAAACCAAUGCGAGUUCGCCUUCUAAGUUUACCUUUAGUCCCUGCUUCAGAAAUGUUCUGCCUGAUUUUCUGGUAUCACAUGUUUGGUGCUAAUGUUUAUCAUUUGAGUAUUAACAUCACAUAUGACCAUGACACUGAGAAGACAGUUUUCCAAAAAGAAGGAAAUUAUGGAAACAACUGGAACUAUGGACAAAUACUUCUAAAUGAAACAUCUAAUUUUAAAGUUGCUUUUGAUGCCGUUAAAAGACCAGGGUGGGAUGACAUUGCUAUUGAUGACAUAGGAUUAACAAAUGGAGGCUGCCCAGAAAGUCCUUAUCCAGAUCCUACUGUCAUCCCCACAGUACCUACCACCCCUCUUCUCCCCACUGACUGUGGCGGGCCUUUUGAUUUGUGGGAGCCAAAUACUACAUUUGCUUCAAUGAACUACCCCAACAAAUACCCCAACCUAGCCACUUGUGUGUGGUAUUUAAAUGCGGAAAGGGGGAGAAAUAUACAGCUUCAUUUCCAAUAUUUUGAUCUGGAGAAUAUUGAUGAUGUUGUAGAAAUCAGAGAUAGUGGAGGAGAGGAGUCUUUAUUUUUGGCUGUAUAUACAGGAAAAUCUCCAGUACCAGAUAUAUUCUCCACAACUCACCAAAUGACUGUCCUCUUCAUUACUGAUAAGGCUGGAACUAGGAAUGGAUUUGUAGCCAAUUUCACCACUGGCUAUCAUCUAGGUGUGGCAGAACCAUGUACGCCCAAAUAUUAUCAGUGUGGAAGUGGGGAAUGCAUACCAGUGGUUUACCUUUGCGACCAAUCCCAGCACUGUAAAGAUAAUUCUGAUGAAACAGACUGUGUGCGCUUGCUUAAUGGUUCUCUGAGUCUCAAUGGACUGGUUCAAUUCAAGAUUGAGAAUAACUGGUUCAUAGCUUGUGCAGGCUAUGGGACUGAACAAUUAGCAAGCAGUAUCUGCAAUUGGCUGGGGCUAGGAACAAUGAAUACAACAACUCCUUUACUAUUGGAUGGAAACGGGCCCUUUGUAAAUGUUACAAAAGCAAUCAACAACAGCUUGAUACUAACACCAACGAAAGAGUGUCUCAAUAACUUGGUGAUACACCUGCAGUGUAAUGAUAAACCAUGCGGGAAAAGACUGGUUAUUCAGAAAAGUGGUAUGAAGAUUGUUGGUGGUACCAAUGCUCAAGAAGGUGCUUGGCCUUGGGUGGUGUCAUUACAUUUUAAUUCCAGACCGAUAUGUGGAGCCUCACUUGUCAGCAAUGAAUGGCUGGUCUCAGCAGCACACUGUGUAUAUGGGAGGAAUUUAGAACCAUCUCGAUGGAAAGCAGUACUUGGUUUGCAUUCCAGUCUGAAUCUAUCAUAUCCUCAAACAGUCAUCCAAAAGAUUGAUCAAAUCAUCAUAAAUCCCCAUUACAACAAGCGAACAAAAGAUAGUGACAUUGCUUUGAUACAUCUUCAAUCCCAUGUCAAUUACACAGAUUACAUUCAGCCCAUUUGCUUUCCAGAAGAAAAUAAACAAUUCUUGCCAGGAACUAAUUGCUCCAUUGCUGGCUGGGGAAGAACCACCAAUCAAGGUUCAGUUGCAAGUAUCCUGCAGCAAGCUGAAGUCCCUCUUAUAACACAUGAAAAAUGCCAGCAACAGAUGCCAGAAUAUAAUAUUACUGAAAAUAUGAUGUGUGCUGGGUAUGAUCAAGGAGGAAUUGAUUCCUGUCAGGGAGAUUCUGGUGGGCCCUUGAUGUGUCCAGAGAAUGAAAAGUGGUUGCUGGCUGGUGUGACGUCCUUUGGCUACCAGUGUGCUCUGCCUUAUCGCCCUGGUGUGUAUGUGAAAGUUUCAAAGUUUGUUGACUGGAUAAAAAGGAUCAUUCAUUAG